Messenger RNA from Lottia gigantea (owl limpet), 420 nucleotides. RefSeq lists its product as hypothetical. NCBI's taxonomy places the organism in Eukaryota, Metazoa, Mollusca, Gastropoda, Lottiidae. The transcript is spliced from 4 exons. The record is from RefSeq and is a predicted model, not a curated record. The annotation marks the transcript as partial.
AUGUCACCACCGCAACCAAUCAUGCAGAAACCAAUUGUAUUUGAAAAGGAUGAAGUUCCCAGGAGUAGAUCAACCAAGAAGAUCUGUAUCAUUGCCUCUACUGUUAUCUUGGUAGUUGUUAUUGCAGCAGCUACUACAUUUGGUGCUAUAGCUUACAACAAUCACUUAUUCUACAAAGAGAAAUACGACACCAAAGCCAAUGUUGAUGGUAUCGAGCUUCCUGAACAUAUUCGUGUUGACUAUAAAAAUGAAAUUAUCUAUGUAACCAAUGAAAAGAAUGGACCAGUUGAUGCUCUGAAUGCCCUCCACAAUUAUGAAAGAAAAUUGUUAGCUUUUCACGAUUUGACUGCCAAUAAAUGUUUCAUCGAUGUUUUGGACGACACAUUUGAUGAAGGGUUGAAGAGAUGGGCCUCCCAUGCU